CAUCUUACGCGAUUCCUCUCUCUCUCUCUCUCUCUCUCCCUCCCUCCGCAAUUAUCCUACGAAAAAACACACUGCCGCAAAAAUAAACUGAUACCAAUCCAGACGAAACCCACUAUGGCCUCCAAGCUUCUGGCCACCACUCUCCGCCGCACCUCCCACCUCCGUUCCUUCUCCACCGCGGCCGCCGCCGUGGCACCUCCUCCAUCACCCUACGACGACCCCAGCGGCAUCUCCAUGAAAGGAGUUCGGAUCUCCGGCCGCCCCCUCUACCUGGACAUGCAGGCCACCUCUCCUGUAGACCCUAGGGUUCUGGACACCAUGCUCCCCUACUACCUCUCCCGAUUCGGCAACCCCCACUCCCGCACCCACCUCUACGGCUGGGAAUCCGACGAGGCCGUGGAGCGCGCCCGCUCCCAAGUCGCCUCCCUCAUCAACGCCUCCCCCAAAGAGGUCGUCUUCACCUCCGGCGCCACCGAGUCCAACAACAUCUCCGUCAAGGGCGUCAUGCACUUCUACAAAGACAAGAAGCGCCACGUCAUCACCACCCAAACCGAGCACAAGUGCGUCCUCGACUCUUGCCGACACCUCCAACAAGAGGGCUUCGACGUCACCUACCUUCCAGUCGGUUCCGAUGGAAUCGUCGACCUCGAUCAGCUCCGAUCCGCGAUUCGUCCCGAUACUGGACUCGUUUCGAUCAUGAUGGUGAACAAUGAGAUUGGAGUCAUUCAACCGAUGGAUGAGAUUGGGAAAAUUUGCAGGGAAUUGAAUGUUCCGCUACACACCGAUGCUGCGCAGGCUUUGGGGAAGAUUCCGAUUGAUGUGGAGAAGAUGAAUGUGAGUUUGAUGUCUUUGAGUGGGCACAAAAUCUAUGGCCCCAAGGGUGUUGGGGCUUUGUAUAUGCGGCGGAGGCCGAGGAUUAGGGUUGAGCCCCAAAUGAAUGGGGGAGGGCAAGAGAGAGGGAUUCGGAGCGGGACGGUUCCGACUCCGUUAGUUGUUGGGAUGGGCGCGGCGUGUGAAUUGGCAAUGAAAGAGAUGGAGUAUGAUGAGAAGAGGAUUAAUAAGUUGCAAGAGAGAUUGCUUAAUGGGAUUACGGCUAAGCUUGAUGGUGUGGUGGUAAAUGGAAGUACUGAGAGAAGGUAUGCUGGGAAUUUGAACAUUUCGUUUGCUUAUGUCGAAGGUGAGAGCUUGUUGAUGGGAUUGAAAGAGGUGGCAGUUUCGAGUGGGAGUGCGUGCACGAGUGCCAGCUUGGAGCCCUCGUAUGUCUUGAGGGCAUUGGGGGUGGAUGAGGAUAUGGCGCACACGUCGAUUAGGUUCGGGAUUGGGAGGUUCACCACUGAAGCAGAGAUUGAUCGGGCGGUUGAGCUCACUGUGCAGCAGGUGGUCAAGUUGAGAGAAAUGAGCCCGCUUUAUGAGAUGGUGAAGGAGGGAAUUGAUAUUAAGAACAUCCAAUGGACACAGCACUGAUGGAUUGGAUGUUUGUAAGGUUAAAGGUGGUGACAAUAAUUGAAGAUAAGCACCUGUAGAAGAGCUGCAUAACCAUGUGGAAUGCUUGGCAGUGUAUAGUCCAGGUUCGCUUAAAGUUACCCUUCUAAAUGCUUUUCAGUAUUUGUGAUGGUUGUUCUACCAUCGGAUUUCGCAACUAGAUGGACGAUGUUAAUAUUUUCACUGUUCGGUAGUGUAAUAUAUGUGCAUUCUCCUGCUACAUUUAUGGGAAUGUCAAAUGACACUUUGAAUAGUUGGAUUAUGCUUCUCCUUUGGUCAUCAACAUUCAUUUUGCAUUAUUGAAUUUUUACCUUUCAUUUUGUGACUAA
This is a messenger RNA of Camellia sinensis, 1811 nucleotides long. RefSeq names its product nitrogen fixation S (NIFS)-like 1 (gene NFS1). The record is from RefSeq and is a predicted model, not a curated record. Gene Ontology annotation, cellular component: mitochondrion; cytosol. Lineage: Eukaryota; Viridiplantae; Streptophyta; Magnoliopsida; Ericales; Theaceae. Gene Ontology annotation, biological process: [2Fe-2S] cluster assembly. Gene Ontology annotation, molecular function: cysteine desulfurase activity; pyridoxal phosphate binding.